AUGCCAAAGAAAAUUGAUAUUACUGACAAACCGGGGUUUUCAUACUUUAUUACCACGCCAUGUGAAGAAUGGGAUGCACUAGAAUAUCAUGAGGAAUGGUGUGCAUCCAAACAUCCCAUUAACAAGGCAACGAUCACGUUAGCAAUCACGCGACAGCUAGAAUGGCUUAUGAAGGAAGGAUCAGAAGAAGAAAAGAAGGAAGCUAACAGAAUGUUUAAGCAAUUUAAAGAAGGUGUAAAAGCUGGUGGGUGUAUUGAUGAUUUUUGGAUUAAGAUGGAUUUGGAGAGGAAAAUAAACUUGCAAGAAAUCAAGGUUUCUGCAGAAGUUCGUAAAAUACAG
This is a messenger RNA of Paraglomus brasilianum, 339 nucleotides long. The record is from the annotation of a GenBank genome assembly. NCBI's taxonomy places the organism in Eukaryota, Fungi, Glomeromycota, Glomeromycetes, Paraglomerales, Paraglomeraceae.